CUUUAUAACUUAGCCUAUUUUAUACAUUCUUUUUUCUGAGUGCCAUUUUACAUAUCCAACUAACCUUGAAAUAUGGCAGAGUUCAGUAGUGAUAUUCAGAAAAUUCUUAAACCUGCAGCUGUUUUUUCUCAGUUGAACUCGAAUAUCGAACUAUUGAACAGUUUCUCUGAAUUGAAUCAUUCUCUGAGCUCUAAUGUCCUAGAUUAUUUCUCUAGUAAUAUCAACAUUCUAAACAAUGCAAACACAGCUCAGCCCUCGUACUUGAACGAGCAGCAACCGUUCCAUCUUCCAGACAGUACUGUCAAUCAAAAUAGAUUAUUUUGCGCUACUGAUCAGAGUCCUGCUACUGGCUCACAAUCAUCUACAGGUAUUGGAAGCGCGGAUGGUCACAAUGUUAGGAUUACCCAAAAUAAUAGUGUAGCAGGGAAAAAGAAGAAAAGGAAAGCCGAUGAUCAGGAGGUGGAGAAGCCGAAAGAAGUAAUUCAUGUAAGAGCGAAAAGAGGGCAAGCUACUGACAGUCACAGUCUAGCAGAAAGGGUUAGAAGGGAGAGAAUAAAUGAGAAGCUGAAAGUGUUACAAGAUCUGGUUCCAGGGUGCUACAAGACUAUGGGAAUGGCUGUCAUGUUAGAUGUAAUAAUCAACUACGUACAAUCUUUACAAAAUCAAAUUGAGUUCCUUUCCAUGAAGCUUUCAGCAGCAAGUAUGUUUUAUGACUUCAACUCCCCUGAAGCCGAGGCGAUUGAGACUCUACAGAGAGCAACAACAAACCCUUGUGACGCUCAAGAGAUGGAAAGAGUGGCGAAAGAAGGGUAUGAAGGGAUGCUUCCUCGGCAUCAACCAGCAUGGCCCUUCUAAUUGCUACCUUAAUGAUUUAUAAGUUGGUUAUGCUUGCUACGUUCAUGACCUCAAAAUUUUCAAUCAUUGCCUGUUUGCUCUCCGGAUUUUCUUUGUCAAAUUUCUAAAUACGUCGUUUUCCUAUUUAAAUGUUUAAAGUUUAUAGCAUAUACAGUCCCAUUGAAACUACAUCAGUCUGACCAACAUAAGUCAUCAUAAAAGGACUGAGUCUGAUAAUACUAAUCACACUGUAAGUUUUGAUGCUUUGUUCAUUAUCAUACAGGCCAAUAUUGAAGUUUCUAUUGGUUAUGUACGGAUAAUAAAUAUCUUUUAUACGUCGAAUCAUAAUGUUAAUAGUCAAUUAUAGCCAAUGUCAUUCAGUUGAUUCA
Molecule: messenger RNA, 1223 nt
Organism: Chenopodium quinoa (quinoa)
Lineage: Eukaryota; Viridiplantae; Streptophyta; Magnoliopsida; Caryophyllales; Amaranthaceae
Product: transcription factor bHLH75-like
Exons: 6
Coding region: 73-855 (260 amino acids)
Biological process (GO): regulation of DNA-templated transcription
Cellular component (GO): nucleus
Molecular function (GO): protein dimerization activity; DNA-binding transcription factor activity
Source: RefSeq, a predicted model, not a curated record